AUGGCUUUCAAAUCCUGCAAGUCUGUAUCACCCACGUUUCAUUUCAUAUAUGACACUCUCAUACAUCACAGAAUCAAUCAUAAUACACCCACCAUUGUUCGUUUUUUCGAAACCCAAUCAAUAGCAAACAACUCAAAUUUCACCGAGAACCAAGCUCUCACCAUCUCUUACCUCACAAAGUCAUGUGGGUUGUCUUUUAAAUCUGCUCUCUCAGCUUCUAUGAAGCUCAACAUUGAGAGCACAGAGAAAUCGAACUCGGUUCUUGAGCUCCUAAGGUCUCAUGGAUUCACUAAAAAUCACAUUUCAUUCCUAAUUUCUAAACGCCCACAAUUAAUUUUGGCUCAUCCGGAGAAUGUGAGGCCCAAAUUUGAGUAUAUUGAAUCUCAGGGUUAUGUCGGACCUGACUUGCCUAAGAUUAUAUGUUCAUGUAACAGCGUUGAGAAAGUUAUGGUGCCAAACAUCAACACCUUGCGGGCUCAUGGUGUGCCUAAAUCCCAUAUUGAAAAAUUGAUCAUGAGGCAGCCCAGAGCACUAAUAUUGAGUGUUGAUGUGUUUAAAGAGGUUACUAAUGCAGUUAAGGAAAUGGGUUUUGAUCCCAAAAGUCAAUCAUUCUUAUGGGCUAUCCUUCCAAUUUCGAGGAACACCAAACGCGAUUGGGAAUCAAAAAGAGAGCUUAAAUGA
Molecule: messenger RNA, 681 nt
Organism: Cornus florida
Lineage: Eukaryota; Viridiplantae; Streptophyta; Magnoliopsida; Cornales; Cornaceae
Exons: 2
Coding region: 1-681 (226 amino acids)
Biological process (GO): regulation of DNA-templated transcription; chloroplast organization
Cellular component (GO): chloroplast
Molecular function (GO): double-stranded DNA binding
Source: RefSeq, a predicted model, not a curated record